Balaenoptera acutorostrata (minke whale) is the source of this 1731-nucleotide messenger RNA. RefSeq names its product LYR motif containing 1 (gene LYRM1). The record is from RefSeq and is a predicted model, not a curated record. The transcript is spliced from 5 exons. Bases 421 to 789 code for a protein of 122 amino acids. Lineage: Eukaryota; Metazoa; Chordata; Mammalia; Artiodactyla; Balaenopteridae. Gene Ontology annotation, cellular component: mitochondrion.
AGACCUAGCGACGCGGAGGGAGAGCUGGGAGGAGAUGGACUGGACCAUAUUUUUGGCUGUGAUGGGGGGAGAGAGGAGAACUAAAGGGAGAAAAGGGAAAUAAGGAAAGGAUGAACUUAGAUAUAUUGUUGGCUGUACGGCGGAGCGUGGUCUAGCGUUUGAAAUUUAAAGAAGGCUCGAGCCUACCCUCGACCUGGGACUGAUACUCCCACAGAGGUCCGUCCGGUGGUUUGGUACGGCCUGGCCCACCGGACCUGCCAGAGCUCAGUCGGCCGCAGCUCAGCUGGGCUCCCGGCGCCGCCUCCUCCCAGCCUGCGAUGCCCAGUGCCAGUGGCUACCCUGUUGGACAGCGAAGAUAUAGAACAUUUCCAUCAUUGAAGAACAUUCUGUUGGUCACUGUUGGCCUGGAGAAACUCGAAGAUGACAACGGCAACACGACAAGAAGUUCUUGGCCUCUACCGCAGAAUUUUCAGGCUUGCGAGGAAAUGGCAGGCUGCAUCAGGGCAGAUGGAAGACACCAUUAAAGAAAAACAGUACAUAUUAAAUGAAGCCAGAACACUGUUUCAGAAAAACAGAAAUCUCACAGACACAGACCUGAUUAAACAGUGUAUAGAUGAGUGCACAGCCAGGAUUGAAAUUGGACUGCAUUACCAGAUUCCUUAUCCAAGGCCAAUUCAUCUACCUCCUAUGGGCCUUACCCCACUACGAGGCCGGGGACUUCGAAGCCAGGAGAAAUUGAGGAAAUUUUCCAAACCAGUAUAUCUCAAGUCUCACGAUGAAGUUUCCUAACCCAGAAAAAAAAGUUUUUUUCUGAGAAUGAUGAGCGAACUAGGCCUUAAAUGUAAACCAGACAGCAAAGCUCUUCUUGAUUAGCAGCAAAAAUCCAAAUAUCUUCUUAAAACCUUCGAAAUACUGGUACUCACCCCAUGAUGUGUGCUCACACAUCACUACAGUUUGUCAGGAUCUUGCUGCCUGAGUGGACAACACUAACCCUAGAGGUCAUGGACCUUAAAUCCUCACUGAAGCAUCAUUUGGAAACAAGACUAAGGCCUGUGGGCAGAAGACUGAAGGGUGACAAAGCUCUUCAAGGGAAUGCCGAUCACCAGACAUGCCAGCUGAUAUGAAGAAAUUAGCCAGUUGCUGGAAGUUCUCAUGGCUACUAUAAAACUAUAUACCACCCCUCAGAAUAUUUUUAGGCUUUUUUUUUCAAGUUAUAGAUUUGCUUAAAAGUGGGCUUUUUGUGUGGGCUUUGUUGUCUUUUGACGCUUCCAAUUUCCACAUAAACUCCCCUUAAAAAGCGCAUCAUUGGAUCAAUCAUGGUUUUUCAUUGAAAUUUUAUGAGACCCAUCUCUGCCCCAGACAUACACAUACACAAAAGUUCAUGUCUUAGGUAAAUGCAUAUGUUUAGUUUAUCUUAAAGCCUAUAAUUACUUUGGAUACACUUAGGAUCUGAAAGGCUCACUAGAAACUCAUACUGCAUUCAUUAUGAGAAUUUUACAUUAACAUAAUUAGGAAGUACAUGAGCUAAGCUGGCUUUCAAAUUAUAUCCAGACUGAAAUGGGACAAGUAGAGAUCAAAACACAAAGGACUUAUACCCCUGCAUGUGUGGAUACAGGUGAGAUUCCCCUGCAUGUGUGGAUACAGGUGAGUUUCCCAUGGCAGUUCAUUUGUACGUCAGCGUCAUUCCCUCUUACCUCCAAAGGGGCUGGGUAAUCACCAAUAAAGAAAAAU